This is a messenger RNA of Entamoeba histolytica HM-1:IMSS, 396 nucleotides long. RefSeq lists its product as uncharacterized. The transcript has a single exon. NCBI's taxonomy places the organism in Eukaryota, Evosea, Mastigamoebida, Endamoebidae. Bases 1 to 396 code for a protein of 131 amino acids. The record is from RefSeq and is a predicted model, not a curated record.
AUGACACAUUUAUAUUGUCAACGAUAUUUCACUAUAACAAGAGAAAAUGCAAUCGCAGAUUUUAAAACAUAUAAAUGGAUAAUAAAUUUACCAUGGGAAUUUAUUACAUCAGAAAAUUAUCCUAAAACAAUAGAAGUAAUGAAUUUUGUAUAUUUUAAUUUGAAUGGGCAAUUAGAUAUUGGAGUUAGUUGUCAUGCUUCAUUUAAUUAUGAUUCACCAGAAAAUGAUCAAAUGAUAUGUUUUUCAACAUAUGGAAAUAUGACACCAAAACAUUUCAAUAUUAAUAAAAAUAUAACAAGAAUAGAAAUAUGGUUUAAAGAUUAUAAAGGAAAGAGUAUUUUCCCAGUUGGACUUUGGGAUGAAUAUUUUAUCUUAGAACUUAAUUUACAUUAUUAA